AUGGUAGAGGUUGAAACUGCCAUACAGGAGAUGUUCCAGGCUCCUCAUAUUCAAGUUAUGAGAAGUUGCUCCAAACUGAGUAAAAUCUUCUUGGCAGCCAUGGUGCAUGAGCUUUAUAAAACAGGAAUGGCCAAAACUACAUUUGGAAAGUUGGCAACGACUGUCUCAUGUCUCUGUGCAAGCAAUAGAGAAGCAUUUCCUGGAUGGGACACACUUCUGAAAGUUGGCUGUAAGUUUGGUGAAUGCAGAAUCAUUCUAUGUGAGGCAGGAGCUAGGCAUAGGUUGCAGAAGUUGCAACUCAACUUUCCAAGGUAUAUGUCCUUUGCUGAAACCCACCACAACAGAGUUAUUCCUCUUGGCAUGGCUGUCUAG
Messenger RNA from Ilex paraguariensis (yerba mate), 372 nucleotides. The record is from the annotation of a GenBank genome assembly. NCBI's taxonomy places the organism in Eukaryota, Viridiplantae, Streptophyta, Magnoliopsida, Aquifoliales, Aquifoliaceae.